Messenger RNA from Botrytis fragariae, 375 nucleotides. RefSeq lists its product as uncharacterized. The coding region runs from base 1 to 375 and encodes 124 amino acids. The record is from RefSeq and is a predicted model, not a curated record. The transcript has a single exon. Lineage: Eukaryota; Fungi; Ascomycota; Leotiomycetes; Helotiales; Sclerotiniaceae.
AUGUGCUGCUGUUUCGGAUCCCGCGGGGAACACGUCGAGCCCGUCAAGAAAAUCCCACAGCACGAAUUCGAUGAAAAGAAAAAAAUGUACGCAUCUAACAGUCAUCGAGUAACCGUCCCUGCUAGCCUGGAUCAUUAUAGAAAUCGUUCGAGAAGCAGCAGCAAUUCUGGGCGAAACGGAUAUCCAAAUCGACCAUCGCAAAUCGGGCAUAGUAAUGGUGGAUAUGGCAGUGGUAGUAGCAGAGACUCGAGGGAUUAUCAUGAUAGAGAUACUACUCAUGGAUAUGGUCACGGAGUACGCCCGCCACCAUCAUUGGGGACUAGAGCGCUGGGGAGUGGAUUGGAUACAUCGCGGGUCAGUGACUACCGGAGAUGA